AUCUUUCAAUCAAAACUGAUAUAACUCACUCUCUAAUAUAAUUCAUAUCCUUUUUUCUUCUUUGAAUCACCAAUCAUGUCUCAACAAUCAUUCAAUGCUGGACAAACCAGAGGCCAUGCUCAAGAGAAGGCAGAGCAGUGGACUGAGUCCGCCAAGCAGACUGCACAGUCAGCAUGUGACAAGACCGCAGAUGUAGCGCUAUCAGCACGUGACAAGACUGCCAAUUUGACACAAUCAACACAAAGCAAGUCUGCAGAUGCAUCUCAUUCUACCCGAGAAUCUGCUCAGCAUGGCCAGGAACAAACCGCUGGUUUUCUCGGUCAGACCGGUGAAUCUGUGAAGAACAUGGCUCAGGGUGCUUUCGAUGGUGUUAAGAAUAGCCUUGGCAUGAACGAGAAGAAAUGAGGAAAUGAGUAUUCGUACUUCUCAAAUAACUAUUUAUAUAUUCAUGGCUAUUUCUGGUGUCUAGCAAUUUUUUAUUUCUCUAAAUUAUGUUUGUAAUAAAUAUAUUUUUGA
Molecule: messenger RNA, 516 nt
Organism: Brassica oleracea var. oleracea
Lineage: Eukaryota; Viridiplantae; Streptophyta; Magnoliopsida; Brassicales; Brassicaceae
Product: late embryogenesis abundant protein 2-like
Exons: 3
Coding region: 76-405 (109 amino acids)
Source: RefSeq, a predicted model, not a curated record